This is a messenger RNA of Penicillium cataractarum, 822 nucleotides long. RefSeq names its product GPI anchored serine-threonine rich protein. The coding region runs from base 1 to 822 and encodes 273 amino acids. Lineage: Eukaryota; Fungi; Ascomycota; Eurotiomycetes; Eurotiales; Aspergillaceae. The transcript has a single exon. The record is from RefSeq and is a predicted model, not a curated record.
AUGCGCUUCUCUGCUGCUGCUCUCGUCUCUGCCUUCGCGGCCCUCGCUGCUGCCUACACCACCCCCGACUACACCAAGUCUCCCGAGGGUAACGCCAUCCGCUCCCCCAGCCUGGACGAGCAGGUCCCCGAGGGCAAGCCCUACACCAUCAAGUGGGAUCACGACCUCGGCAACACCGUCUCCAUCGUCCUCCUCCGCGGUCCUUCCACCAACGUUGUCCCCAUCGAGACCCUCGCUGAGAGCAUCCCCAACUCUGGCGAGUUCGUCUGGACCCCCAGCACCGACCUGACCCCCGAUGUCACCCACUAUGGUCUCCUGAUCGUCGUCGAGGACUCCGGUGCCAACCACGGUGCCUACCAGUGGUCUACCCAGUUCGGUCUCUCCAAGGCCGAGGGCUCCACCACCUCCUCCUCCGCCGUCAUCACCUCCCAGACUUCCCAGACUUCCCAGACUACCGCUGCUGCUUCCUCUUCCUCCAAGCUGACCAUCGUUACCGUCAUUGACGAUGUCACCACCACCUACUGCCCCGAGGAUGAGGCCAGCUCCACCGCCGCUGCUGCUUCCUCCACCGUCAUCAGCUCCUGGGAGGUUACCACCACCAUCUGCCCCGAGACCACUGCCGCCCCUACUGCUUCUUCCUCCCGUGUUGGCGUUGCCCCCGUCAGCUCCAGCACCCUGAAGAGCACCCCCUACGUCGCUCCCACCAGCACUGCCACUGCCACCGCUUCGCCUACCUCCACCCCCGCUUUCAACGCCGCUGGCCGCAACGUCAUCUCCUUCGGUGCCGUUGUCGCCGGUGUCGCUGCCUUCAUGGCCCUGUAA